Messenger RNA from Cyclopterus lumpus (lumpfish), 3001 nucleotides. It is a transcript of the gene arhgef38, whose product is annotated as Rho guanine nucleotide exchange factor (GEF) 38. Gene Ontology annotation, biological process: intracellular signal transduction. Gene Ontology annotation, cellular component: cytoplasm. NCBI's taxonomy places the organism in Eukaryota, Metazoa, Chordata, Actinopteri, Perciformes, Cyclopteridae. The record is from RefSeq and is a predicted model, not a curated record. Bases 110 to 2545 code for a protein of 811 amino acids. Gene Ontology annotation, molecular function: protein binding; guanyl-nucleotide exchange factor activity. The transcript has 14 exons.
UCUCCCUCUCUCCCUCCCUCCCCCCCCCUCUGUUUCUUUCUCCCUCUUCCUGUCCCUCUUCCCCUUCUUUUUUCCUUGACGGUUCUAAAAGGGAGCUGAAGGCCUCACCAUGGAUCCCAAUGAGGCAAGCCGGGUUGAGAAGGAGAAGGACAAAGUGAUAAAGAGGAGGAACCGGCCCGUGUUCCUGCGUUACCUGGAGAGGAGAAAGACGGACACUAUUGUGGCUGAGGACUCGGCCAAGGGGGACUUCAACCUGGGGACGCUGGUGAGGAGGAGUCAGUCUGACAAGACGGAGUACAGCGAUAAACUUAAAGAGAAAAUGGCUCCACACGACCGGUCCACACCCCCCUCUCCAGCACUGGACCCGGAGGAGGUCCGUUCCAGGAAGAUGAACCGCAGGGCAAAGGUCAUUCAGGAGCUGGUGCAGACUGAAAAGGACUACCUCACAGACCUGGAGCUGUGCAUCAGAGAGGUGGUCCAGCCUCUACGGAAUCUGCAGGUUGUGGAUGUAGACAGGUUGUUCACCAACACAGAGACAGUGUGUGAAGUUUCUGCAGGGCUCCUUCACAGACUGCACCAGGCCGUCGCUGAGCCUGAUCCAGAGGCAGUUGUCAUAGGAGAUAUUUUCAUCCAGGCGAAGGCAGCUAUAGAAGAUGUAUAUAAGAUUUACUGUUACCAUCACGAUGAUGCCAACAUGUCACUCAAAUCCUAUGAGAAAGAAGAAGAAAUAAAGCAACAUUUCACCACAUGUGUAUUAGCUCUGAAGACAAUCUAUGACCAAGAAGGGAAACCCAACUUACUGAACAUGGGUUCACUGCUCAUCAAACCGGUGCAGAGGAUCAUGAAGUACCCGCUGCUGCUCGGGGAGCUGUGGCACGCCACACCUGAAGGUCACCCUGACUAUCAGCCGCUGCAAGAGGCGUUCACUGCUGCCAAGAUCAUCAACGUUAACAUCAACGAGUUCAAGAGACGCAAAGAUAUAGUUACGAAGUACAAGAGGUUAGUAGAGGAUGAAGGCACACUGAGGGGCAAACUUAACAAGUUCAACAUCCACUCUAUCCGGAAGAAAGGAGACAGGUUUGCUGGCUAUCUCAAGAUCCUUACUGGAGUUGAACCACAGGUGAGAGAUGAAAUAUUUGAUAGAGAGGAGAAGCUGUUCAGGAGUCUGGAGAAGGCUGUGAGGCAGCUGGCCAAGAAUGUUCAAUGUUACCUGCAGCACACUCAGGAGAUGGUGUCAGUAGCUGUUCAGAAUGUCCAGGAUAUGGAGGACAUCAUCAAGGAUCCAAACAAAAAUCACACAAACGGCUCUUCAGAAAACAAUGGAAAUGACCCAUAUAAGCACUUUAAAGACAGCAUGGAGCGCUUGGUCCUCGCCCCCCUCUCCUCCCUGCAAGGCAUGUUCACCGCUCCACAGAAGCUCAUCCAGAAGCGAUAUGACAAGUUGCUCGAUUACUGCAGCCGCCUGGAGCGCUCUUCUUCUUUUUCAUCCUCGUCCACGUCAUCCACCACUUCUUCCUCACCUUCACUGGUGUUAGAAGACCCACCCGGUCCCGCCAGGAGGGACUAUGAAGCUCUCAAUGCCUUGCUAGUGGAGGAGUUGCAGAGGUUCAACAAGGCCGCCUAUACUGUCCUGACAAACUGUGUGGUGUAUCUAGUGGCCCUGCUCCGAGGGCUAAUGGAUCAAAUACUACUGCUGGCCCCAUCCAUACAGCAGCUACCAGCUCCAUUGUCAAACAUUGCUGAAGUGCAGAACAGCAUCAUGGACGAGCUGAACAAUCUGACCUUCGUCAAGGACAACGCACAGAAGUUGAUGGAGCGAAAAGUCAGCUUUGAGAGACAACGGGACAAGAAAUUAGCGAUGCCGGAGGUGCAGCAUCAAACCGAGGACCAGCGAGCCUGGCUGCUGGCAGCAUAUCCACCCAGCCGUCUGUACCAGCUGAAGAGGAAGUGUAAUGGCUGCCAGGAGCAGGACCUCAGCGUGCUGGAGGGAGAGCUGGUAGCCCUGGUGGAGGACACAGACCCAUCAGGCAGCAGCAGCCGCUGGCUCGUUCGCACUGGAGGCACACAGGGCUAUGUCUAUUCCACAUUCCUGAAGCAGUACAACCCUCUGAGGGACUCGCAGCGGGCCGGCCAGAUGGCAAAAGAGCAGCAGCCGCAGCAGCAGCCGCAGCAGCAGCCGCUGGCCGCCAUGCUGGAUGAGGACUUCGACGACCUUAGCCUGUUUGUGUCAGGCAGCGGCAGCAGCAGCCUGCGCAGCUUCAGCCUCAACACCACCGACAGUGGCUCUACCCUCUCUGGACUGCAGGGGGAGCAAGAGAGCCCCGAAGAUCUGGAGGAAACACAAGACGCGGAGGCUCAGCAGUUCUAUGCCGUGCAUGCAUUUCAAGCCCGCUGUGACCAGGAGCUGACCUUGCAGGAGUACCAGCAUGUCCGCAUCCUUCAGUUCUGUGACCUCGGAGGCAAUAAGGAUUGGUGGUUAGCCGAGGCCAACGGACAGAAGGGAUACGUUCCUGCCAACUACCUUGGCAGGAUGUCCUACGCAUAAACAGAGGCGCUGUUUUUAUGCAUAUCAUAUCCAGGAAACAAAACCAACUUGUGGCAUUUUAAACAAACUCACUUACACUUUCAUACAUAAUUUAAAUAGUCUUGACUGUAAACCAUGUCACUUUUCUGCUUGGUGAAAGUCAAAAGUGCAUCAGUUAUCACUAGAUCGUAUAUGUCUCAUACCAAAAGUGUUGAAUCGGCUUUGCCUUCAGAAUAUCAUAACGAGAGCUCACCAAUGGGACUUGACCAGCAAUCUGUGAUUAACAUAAAUAAUGGUAGGAAAAUACAGGCCACUGUGCCGAGCACUAUUUUUUUUUUUUUUACUUCAGUGUUGGCGAGUUUAUAUUGAUAAUGAAGUGAAUAAUUAAUGAAGUUAAUUUUGUAUGUGAACCGAUUCAUACAUGAAGUGUAUAUAUCUAAAUGUGAAAUUAAGAAAUCUAUAAUUUAUAUUUGAACA